Molecule: messenger RNA, 14634 nt
Organism: Zootoca vivipara (common lizard)
Lineage: Eukaryota; Metazoa; Chordata; Lepidosauria; Squamata; Lacertidae
Source: RefSeq, a predicted model, not a curated record
GGAGGAGGAGUUUGGAUUUGAUAUCCCGCUUUAUCACUACCCGAAGGAGUCUCAAAGUGGCUAACAUUCUCCUUUCCCUUCCUCCCCCACAACAAACACUCUGUGAUGUGAGUGGGGCUGAGAGACUUCAAGAAGUGUGACUAGCCUCAGGUCACCCAGCAGCUGCAUGUGGAGUUCACCAGGUUAUGAUUCUACUGCCCUUAACCACUACACCACACUGGAGACUGUGAGCCAACUUAUGCUUUUACCGUUUGUACCAGAGUUUUAAAAAGUAUCUGUCAGUUGAGAACAGCACAUACCUGAUCCUAUUCAGAGUUGGGGAAACCACAGCCCAUUGCUUUCAGUGGGCUUAUUUACCCUAAUUUUGUUGUUGUUGUUGUUGUUGUUAACUUGUUAGUCAUUUGUUACACUAAAGACUUCCAAGCAAAUAACAGCAGAUUUAAAACCAAAGCCUGAAUGGACAUACAUUAUAAUAUGAACACAUUCACACAAAAUGCUGCAGUUCAUAAAAAAGGCACAAAGCAACACCCCCACAAAAGUCCAUCUGACUCAUAGGGUCAAGCUGCUUAAUGGUUUGGUUUUUCUGUAUUCAGCAUAAGCUUGCUCCUUCAAAAUCUCACAUGAUGUUCAGAACUGAAUGUGCCGAGUAACGUCUUGACUCUGAUUUUUGUUGUGCAAAUUGUUUGUUUCAUCUCUCCCCCCCCGAAUCUAUUUAAUUCCUUACAUCCUAGAAUUAGUGUUUGCUACAGAACUCCCUUCGAAAAGCAGGGCCUUCAAUUUGCUCUUUUGCAGUGUGUGUGUGUGUCAUAUGCAAAAUAUCUUACCACAAGGUAUAACAGGUGAUCACGUUAAAUGAAAGGCUGGAACUCAGGCAAAUGUAAUUCAGAUCAGUCCCUGGUAUUUGUGUGCCCCUAGCUGAUGUAAAGCAAUUUCUUUGCCAAUGUGUGCCAUGCCAGGGUAUGGGCUAGCAGAAUCCUAAUAGCGUGUAGGUGAAUGAAAUGAAUAGGUUGCAAUGCAGGUUAAUUACUUUCUGGAGGUGUUGGUCACAAGGACAUGGAAUUCUAUUUCUACAGAGGAAAUAGAUUUUUCUCCCGUGAUGGAUGGCAGCACCUUAGGAAAUACCAGCAUAGGCGUCACUAUUUACAGGAGAGUUCUUUUCCUUUAAUCAGUUUAUGGAGAGUUCUUCCUCUUUCAUCUGCUUUGUAACUGAGCGUGAGCCACUGUUCUAGAUCAGCCUUCCCCAAACAGUUACCACUCCCCAUCAGAUGUUGCAGGACUACAGCACCCAUAAACCCCUGACCACUGGCUUUUCUGGCUGGGGCUGUUGGGAGUUUUAGUCUGGGGCAUAUGGUACUUAAUGAAAGCUACCUUUUAAGUGGCUUUCUGUAUCAAAGUUCAUCUAGUCUUAAAUACGUGGAAGCCAAGAAUCACAAGUUACAUUUUAAUAAGUCUUUCUUACUUGUUCAAAAUUAUUUUUUUAAUGGCUGCACAGUAGUGGAACACACCAUUACAGGGUGACAAAUCCGCACUUGUAACUGUAAGCAGGAUGGCAUACUAAGUGUUUAAAAACAGAGGCUGUUUUUGGUAGUUUUGCACUAGAAAUGGCUCGUGCUUUUCACUAAACUUCCCCUGAGCUGUCACCCUUUCCUCUGCUUGUGCAUGAGAAUGGAUGUCCUUUGUCAAGGAAAAAUAUUUUAAGGGAAAUAAAUGCAUCAGUCCUAACACACAUCUGCUCUGAUCCACAUCCCGUGUCUCUGUCAAAUUUCUUUUCCAAGAAGAGAGACGAGAGAGCCUUGUGGAUACAGAACUUCCUACACUUUGGAUCAAGUUUAUUUGCUUGAAAUUAUGGAGUGUGUAUUUUACGUCAAGUAAAUAGCUUUAAGUUAGUUCCACCCAAGAGGGCAGUCUGACCUAGUCUCCACUGGUUGUGCACAAACAUGUACUAUUUUGAGAGUGGACAUUUUACUUCGAUUCUGGGAACAGGAAGAUUCACCUUAUGGGCUGUUGCUUUUAUUUUUUACUAAGUAUAUUUUACAAGGUAUAUCUUGUAAGUGGUGAGUCAAACAAAAUGUCAUAAGCCUGAAUACCAGUCAGGUUUUCUCUGGAUGUCAUAAAAUUCCUUUAAUUCCUGGAGCAAUUUUGAAACUGUUUAUACCGUGUGUGCGCGCGCACACACACACACAGAGAGAGAGAGAGAGAGAGAGAGAGAGAGAAAUAAACAAACAAACAUAUAAAAAAGAAGUAGUGUGCAGUUCACCUGAUACCAGUUGCUGAGAAUUGCAGGUGAGGAGAGUGCAGCUGUUCUCCAGUUCUGGUUGUGGGCUUCUCUUGGGCAUCUGUGAGAACAGGGUGCUAGACUACCACCUUUGGAGUUCUCCAGCAGGCUCUUUGGAGCAAGAGUAAUGUGAUUCAUUGAUGUGUUUGCCUCACAAGCAAAUUGUGAAGCAGGAAGGAAACUGUGCUCACGGGGGAGGAGGAAGAAGAACCUGCUGUGAUUUCUCUUUACAUUAUAUCUGUCAUCGCCCUGUGUUGAUCUCCAAAGGCACUUUGUCAGGGAGAUAACGUAAUGCUUUAUGAAGGCAAGGUUGAGCUUUUAAGAAUCUGCCCAACAGUCUCAAAUUUACUGUUGUCCUUGGAGAGCAGCUGCAUUUUGAAAUUUUACUUUAUCACAAAAACAUAGUAAAUAUAGGAAGGGGUGUUUCUUGCCACCAGUUAACAUACACAGAAUAAAAAAAUUCCUUCAGUAGCACCUUAAAGACCAACUAAGUUUUUAUUUUGGUAUGAGCUUUCGUGUGCAUGCACACUUCUUCAGAAUGCACACGAAAGCUCAUACCAAAAUAAAAACUUAGUUGGUCUUUAAGGUGCUACUGAAGGAAUUUUUUUAUUUUACUUCGACCCAGACCAACACGGCUACCUACCUGUAACCAUACACAGAAUGUUAAUGACUGAAGAUCCACAGUCUGAAGGCACAGACUGAGUAGUGAAGCAAAAUAAGGUAUCAAAUACUGCAAACACUAUUACGCUUUAGGUUUAGCCAGCUGCUCUGUGUACAGUAGUUAGGUGACUAGAUUCAGUUAUACACAGAUUAAACCACAAGAUGGUGCUGCUGACAUUUUAAUCAAAGGAUAUGCUGCUGAGAAGUAGCAUUCUUUCUGUUCUCCAUUCCACGGAGGCGUUCGUAAACGGAGGCAUUCGCUCCCCGCAGACACGGUUUUGCGCGAAGUGCUGAUAGAGCGCUUCUGCGCACGCACGCGCUGCGCAGAUCGCUUCUGCGCACGCGACUCCGCAGAACCUGGAUGUAAACACUUCCGGGUUUGCGGCGUUCAUAUAUGGAGGCGUUCAUAAACAGAGGUAGUUGUAAACCGAGGUUCCACUGUACUGUAUUUAUUUAUAAUGCCACUUUCUGAAGACGAUUGAAAUGUUUGUAGUAUAACAUACUCUAAUCUUAACAAGUUUUCAUUAAAAAAAUAUUGCAGAUAUUUCUUUGCCCUGAAAAAGUGCUGAAAACAUAAGAUUCUUUAAAUGAAAACCUGUCAAGAUCAGAUUGGUUUUCAUUUAAAAGCAACAUAUUUCAGAAGGUGCUCUCACGCAUAUUUACAUAUUUAAAACAUAAAUGCCUUCUAGAAUACUGAUGCAAUAUUUUAAAGCCUUAUAAUAAAAAGUUUCACAGUUAGGAAGCAUAUGCAGUAUGGUCGCUGCACAUUUCAUAAAGAAAAUGGAAAGUAUAAGGGAGAUGUUUUGCAGAGCAAUCCUAACCCCUGGCUGAAGGCUGGCUGAAGGGGGUUUAGGAUGAGGCAGAAGGGUGGCCACCAACAAGGAGGACCUCUGCUGGCCUUCUUGUCCUGGAGGCCUCUGGUUCAUCUGUAGAAAGCUCUGUGGGUAUAGUUGCAAUGAUAGCAAUAUUUCUACCAGUGGUAGGACCUGAUAUGGGAUGCUCUGGGCUGUGUUGGGAUAGCCUUGGAUACAUUGGAUCCAAAGCCCCUUCCUUCCUUCCUUCCUUCCUUCCUUCCUUCCUUCCUUCCUUCCUUCCUUCCUUCCUUCCUGUUGGUCUGUUGAAUAAUUAAUUUCCCUCCUGCUAAUUUAAAUGAGGGGGCAAUUUAGUAAGCAAACAAACGGGAGCAAGAGAGAAACCAUCUCCCCACCCUGGCUGGAGUGAGCUAACAGGUAAGUCUGGAGCAAGAUGUGGACAAAUGGGCAUGCCCCUUCUGCGCUCCAUUUCACUUAGAGAAGUUGGCUGAAUUUUCAGUUGAAUCUUACUUCAGCACUGGUGAUAGGACAGUGUCUUCCAUUGCACCUGAGGACAGCUCCCAUAGCUUGGACACACACACACACACACACACACACACACGGCUAGCCAUGUGAUACAAACAGCUAUGUCCUCCAGCAACACACAGCACCUGAAUCUCCUACCCCCGCCUUAAUCUACCUAAUGGUAGAGCCAUCCCUGCUAUGAAAGGGGCAAAUCUCCUACCACUUCACUCACCAUAAUUCCAGUAUAGGGAACAAAAUGUGUGCACAGAUCUUCCUCUUUUGAUUGAGCUAUUUAUUUUAAGACCAUUACUAAAAAUAUCCAAAAGGUAUACAGUAAACCAUAAAUGCACAAUAAAACCAAUGGUCUAAACCACUGAAAGCAACAUUAAAGACUAUAAAAAGUACAACACAGCAUCACAAAGUACAAAAGCAGAGUCCAGCUUUAACGUCCAGAGAGAGCCUGAAGAAAAGAGGCAUGCCUUUAAAAGAUGUCAAAAGGAUGAUAUUUCCUACAUAGCACCAUUCCAUAGAGCAAGGGAAAUGGCAGGAAAUAUCAUUUAAUGGCCCACCAUUCUAAAAGCUCAUAUGCUUAGUGGGCUUGGAAAAUUAUUUUUUAGAGUUCAGGGAUCUUGGUUUGUGGUAAAUGACAAAGGCAUGUUAUAAACUCUGAAGCAGUUCCUCCAGAGACAGAGUGCAAGUGAGUGUGCAUACAAAGGAAGUGUUUCAUCUGUUUUCAAGGUGGAAAAGGAUUUGGCAUGUCAAAAAUAAUUAAACAUUAUCCCUCAAUUAAGUAGGCAGUAUGUAGCCACCAGACAACAUGCUUCUCUUUUCAACUUUGAAAAAGAAAAAAUGCAAGUACGAAACAUGUCCAAACGUGUUGUUGAGUUUAAAUUGGCCAUCCUUCUCUAACAACAUGACAAAAACCAUUACCGGACCACUAGAGGAGGAGAAAAACAUUCUGAAUCCCUAAGUUCUAGAGAAUUAAAAGAAACAAUCUCUUAGAGUAAGCAAGAUGAAAGAGAAAGAGAGAGAAGUAAACAUACAAUUGCACUGCAUAUUUGGAUAAUGAGGAAUUAACUGCUUAGUAGGCAAUACCACUUAAGAAGUAGGCAUGGGAGGUUUCAGUUUGUUGGUAAUAUCAGUGUUGGCGACAUGAUGAGGAAACAUUAAUGUUUAUGUUUGGUGUAUUAACUUUUCUUUGAAGUAGGCCCAUAUUGCUGAAAAAAGUGCUUUAUAUAUGGUUUUUACUUCCAAGUGCAAACCUGUCCAUUCCAUUGUUCCUAAGUUAGCGAUGGCAAUUUAUACCCAGAGCACUCAUUUAAUGGCAUGUAAUUAACUUUCCCCCAAAGUUAAGGAAGGACUCAGCUAUUUUGACUCCUGCUGCAUAUUUAAGUGUGUGGUAGAUCAUUUCAUUCAUUUUUAAUCAGCUGUCCUCUAUUUACGGUAUUGCAUUGACAAUUUCCGGAGGGGUAGUUAUGUUGGUUGCAGCAAAAAAUAGCAAGGAGUCUUGUGCCACACACUCAAGAUGGAGCAAAUGUAUUAAGGCACCAGCUGUCCUGGAUUAGAAUACACUCAAUCACAUGCUCAAAAACUUAUGGCCUAAUAACUUUGAGGCGCCAUGAUACUUUUCCUGUCAUCAUUGACAGAAUCAGUGUUCAAAUUUUCUGCCUAUUAAAAGCGUUGCUUAAAAAACCCACUAUCUCUGAUGGCAGCAAAGGAGCAGCAAAGCAAGGUCUGGUGGGAGUUGUAGUCCAAAACAUUGGGAGGGCAUCAGGUUGGAAAGGCUGCACUAGAGGAAGUGCUUAGGGUGUAUGCUCACAAUGGAAUGUGCACAGCGGGGCAUCAUCUUGGAAGUGCCACCUUCUAUAAUUGCUGCUGAAGUAGAUCUAUCUGUCACUGUGAUAGCAGGAGAUAAUGCCUCUAGGGUGAUGUGACAUGCAAAUGCAUUUUAUACAGCCAUAUUCUCAUGUGGGAAGUUUGUUGAGUUUGUUGAGGGAGAAACACCCUGAUGGGCACAUUUCUGAAUCAUGGCUAUUUUGUGGUGAAUGCAGAUGCCCUAAGGAAUUCUAAAUGCUCCUGUUUAGCAGUUUAUUGGGGAUUGGCAGGGACUUCAGUUGUUAAAAGAGAAUUUGUGGUUCAGGAGGGGGGAAAUGUUGUUGAAGGUGAAAUGGCGUGAAUAGAUUGUCCUGUACUUGUGUAUUUAUAUUUGCAUUUCCCCCUACCUUUCUGUGACAAGGACACCAAAGGUGGUCUACAGUGCAAAAUCAUACAUCAUAGAGCAAGUUAGACUACAAGGUGUGCAUGCAAAGCAGAAACAUGAAAAGUUGUGUGACUUUGAGAAUGCCAUGUAGCAGGUUAAUAUGAGACAAGACAUUUAGAGAAUGUAGCCCUGAAUACAGGCCUGAAUUCCUCAGUGGUGUAUUCUGUCCCCAAGAGUUCAUCCAUCUACUUUUGAAGCCAGGGAAGCAUAAUUGUGCAUCCCAAUUGCUCCUUUCAUAUUUGAAGCAUUCAGGAAAGGCAAAGACCUCAAGGCUCAAUGCUGAUAUCUUUAUCAUUUGCAAUUGAACAGUUCAGUUCCUCGGGCUCUGGCGAAUCCUUUGCAAAAAUCAGCCAUCCCAUGUCUGAUGGUCUUUCCUUUUCUGAAGCUUCCAGAAAUAAAGUAAUUAAUUUAAUUAAACACAUUCACGACUGGUGGAUAUAGACAGGGAACUUCACAAUUAUGUUUUUACAAGUGAAGUCCCUUGGAAAAAUGUCACAUUGAGCAUGUUGUCCUAAAAUGGACAAGUGCAGGAGGGGAAAUUACCCCCCCUCCCCAUAAAUUAAUCUGUGACAAGCCUCACUAGCAGUUUGAAGUAUUCUUGGGAAGAAGACUUAUUGGAAGCAAGCCCCCCCCCCCACUACCCUACUCAUAAUGACCCUUCAAUAUCUUAAAGUUGGGGCUGAUAGGAGCUAUAGUCAGAAACAACUGGAGGGUACCAGAAUGGGGAAUAGUGCUUAAAGGAUAGUGAAAGGUCAAUUGUUCCCUGUCCUGUAAUAGGGCUCUAAUGUGUGAGGGGGAAAUUGUUUCCUCUUUAGGUCCCAAACUGAAGGGAAGGAACCCACAGGCUGCUUGCUUCCUUUCAUUCUUUCAGUCCCAGCUGAGGUAAAGACUAUCUCCAACAUACCCACAGCACACUUUUGAUUCAAAGCAUGUUUCCAUCCUGAAUGCCCCCUUGGACAUCACUAAAUAAAAACAUCUCUGGAAUGGGGUCUAAAGUAUUUUGAAACUCAGAUCUUCAUAAUAUUAUUUAAAUCAAAAUAAAGCCAGCUGGUACAAAGUGUUAGAUGUGAAUUGUACACAUUCUAAAUUAUUGUUCUGAGGGGGAGAGGAGCCCAUUUAAGGCAUGGCUGUGCUGCUUACAGUAACCAAAAAUAUUUGGCUCAUUCUCUUGAUCAAGAAUGUCUGUGCACCUGUAGUUUUUAAAGUACGGUAUGUGUGCAUUUUUGUGGAUAAAGUUUGAGAAAUGAAGUUUCUAGUUCAUCUUUAGAUUAGAAGGUGGAGUGAAAAAUGCUAGCUCACACUCUUUUCUUAAAAUUUUCUGCUUCAUUAUACACCUUGGGUCACACAGUGACAGCUGGAAUCCUGCCAAGAAGGAAAGAGCUUAAACAAAACACGGUGAGGCAAAACUAGCUCAGUAGUUUGUGCUUUUGUUUACAUGUGGAGUCUAUGAAUGUUUCUCUCUGUGCUCACAAAAUCUUCAGAAGUCUCCCAUCCCACCUAAUAUUGACUAGUCAAAUGCUAGCCAUUGGACAUGGGGGAUGGAAUGAGGGCUUGUAUAUAGAACCGAGGGCAAAGUUUGGCUUUCCAAGUCUGGCCCAGAUUGCCAUGCAUCUCUUUUGUUCUGAAGAACACAGAAAGGGGACCCAACCCAUAUCUCUUUAGCCCAAGGUUAUGUUCAUCUACAUAACCUUGCACUGGGUUUGUUGUCAGAGUUUUCCUGGAGAGUGACAAGGAGGCCAAACACAGAAAAUGACAAAUACAUAGAAUGAUGUGUGAAAGAUGGACUUUGGACCUCAGUCGAAAGGUGUAUAGGAGAAACCAUUUUGCUUCAUCUAGCAAAUUCUCUCCAACGUUUGAACAAAUUUAAGUGAGCAAGCGUCUCCCAUAAAAGUGAGGGUUGUGACACCACCAGUGCUUUGAAAUACUAUUCCUACUGAAAUCAGACAAAUGCCUACAAUUUCAAUAUUUCAUCUGCUGAAAACAUUUCUGUUUUGCCAAUCAUUUUCAGAGAAUUAAUUUGAUUCAGUGUUGGCCAUUUUUUCCCUAUAUUUCAUGAUUUGGUAAUGUUCUGGUGGUUUUAUUAUACACUGCCAUGAGAUUUUUAUGAGCUGACUGUUCAGAAUUAUUAAUUUCAAAAUAGAAAUGCACUUUUAACACCCAAGCAUUCAGCCUCCCGCUGAGUGCUACAGUUUUGAAAAUCCUCUAGGUACACUUUUCAAGAUUUGCCUCAUAUAGCCGCUUUGGAUUAGGUUGAGAAGAAGAAUUGUUGCUGGAUGUGCUGGCAAAUAAAGGUUUGUUUCUUGUCUAGUACUAAAAUUAUUGCAAGUGCCUCAAGCACUGGAUAUUGGAAUGAGUAGGUUUUUUGCCAAGCAGCCAUUAUGGCCGAGAGAAGUUCAUGUACUAUGCAUACUUUAAUUCCUUCACUCUCUUUGUUAUGGGAAAUACUAGGGUUGCAUUGCCAGGAACUUUGAGCCAUUGGACUCUGGAUGGCAGUUUCUCAGUGUAGAACCCCAGACUCUGGACUGUCAUUGUGUUCAUCCAGACUUGCCACUGGAUCCUCCUGGACAGGCAGAGACCCCUAUUUCCCUCACAGUUAAGAGGGGAAUGUUAAGAGACCCCUAUUCCCCUCACAGAGCUAUAAUUUCUAGAGUUUCCUGGGAAGAGAGAUUGGUUGUUAAACUACUCUGGGAACCGUAGCUGUGUGAGGAUAACAACGCUUAAAAACUCUCAGUACCCUCAACAAACUACAGUUCCCAGGAUUCUUUGGGGGAAGCCAUGGCUGUUUAAAGUGGUAUGAUACUGCAUUAAAUAUAUAGCGCAGAUGAGACUAUGUGGUUUUUCAUGGAAAUGUAAAGGAUUUUCUGUUCAGUCAAGCAUUUGGUUUGCUUUCCGUUUUUCUACGUUUUUAAUUUCCUUGCUGUGUUUGAUUCUGCAUGUAUGUGUUUUUUUUAAAAAAAACUUGCUCUGUGCUGUUUCUUCAUGCAUUGUUACAAUUUUAGUGUAUAUUUUGUCUUCUGAUUCUCUAAACAUUUUAAGCUGCCAUGAGCAGAAAGGCAUAGUAAAAGGAAGUAGACCAAAAAACAAAGUUGUUUGUGAAAUGGAAUGUACAGGCAGACUUAUGUACUAUAAACAGCAAAUGGCACUGUCAUGUUACACUUUGCCUGCCGGAAAACUUUGAUAAAUACUUUGUCCUAUCCUCUUAAGUUGUUGUUACAAAUAACCUUUGUGCUGCAUCGAGUUAAUGUUUGCCAAAGGGAACACCAGUUAUUCAUGGAAGGUGCAUUGCCUCAGUUUUUUUCUUUUAAUCAUCUUCUUAUUUAAUUGCACAAGAAAACACUUGUGUACCGCCUUGAGAUUUUUGCCCUUCACAGAAUAUGCACCUACCUUCUUCAUGGGGCAUGUUUUCCAAUUGCAAGAAAAGGAGCGCUGCUGGGGAAUUCAAAAAAGAGAGCCUGCUUUGGUAAAACUUGCAGACUCUGAGCGAAGGGAGGAACUGGCAAAAAAUAACCACCUACCUGCCUGCAGGCUAGUCGGCUUCCCUUCCUCAGAACUUCCCUGCUUGUGCAAGCAGGCGCUCCAUCCAUCCUCCGCCCCGUCUCCGAGGGAAGGAGGAACAGCCCAGCCUGCUAGGUGGUUUCGGCCUUUUGUGCGCUGGCUUCCUCUGCCUCAGCAGCAAGCAAGUGCACAGAGGGAACAUUCCGGCAGGCUGCUUUCCUGCAGCUGAGGAGACGACAUUCACGGACCUCCUUUUGAUUAGGAUAUGUCACUGUUGUCAGGGCAACUGUUAACGGUGGCGUAUCAUAUUUUCUCCUCUUGGGCUGCCUGCUGAAUAUUUCAGUGUGCAGUAGCUGGAAAGAAGAAGAAGAUACAGGGAGGGGGGGGGAAAGGUGCUGCAUCAGGAAGGACAGAAGACGUGGGAUCUGACUGAACAGGUUUAAAGGCGUCAAGAGGAGGAGGAGGAGACUUCCAAACCGAUGGGCCUUUAAUUAAGGCCUUUUAUUUCGUCAAGGUGGAGGAGACUGCAGGCCCUCGUCUGCCAAGUGGAUGUUGGUGUUUGUCAGCUGUUUGUGCACCGCUUAUACCCGUACGGGAUCUGUUACAAAUGAACGAGCUGCUUUGCAGCUAGCUAGCUGCUAAGUGGAGUCUGGGACUGAUAUAUUGUAGUAAGGAAGAAGAGAGCAACAUGCCCGGUUCGGCAACUGCUAUCCGGCAAGAGAGGCUAAAGAAGGCAGGCGUGAGGCCAAAUACACCUGUUCUGUUCACCAUUAAUGAGGAAGAUGAGCAGCAAAAGAAUGGCAAUUCCAAGAGACUGAAAGUAUCUGAAAACUCCAAAGUGGUGCAAGACAAAAAAGCUGCUUCAUCCAGCCGCCCCACCUCUGCCGCUUUAGGACAGAAUGCCAGCAGUGCUGGAGCCAAGCCAGACCCUGCGCCAGUACUGAAAGUUGAUGAAAGGCAGCGACUUGCUCGAGAACGGAGAGAAGAACGGGAAAAGCUGUUAGCGGCAAGAGAAGCUGCCUGGGUAGAAAAAGAGGAGAGAGCAAGGCAAUAUUAUGAGAAACACCUAGAGGAGCGCAAAAAGAAAUUAGAAGAGCAACGACUAAAAGAAGAGAGAAGGCGAGCUGCAGUGGAGGAAAAACGCCGACAGCGGAUAGAAGAGGACAAGGAGCGCCAUGAAGCGGUCGUGCGGCGCACAAUUGAGAGGAGCCAGAAACCGAAACAAAAGCAAAAUAGGUGGUCCUGGGGAGGUACACUUCAUAACAGCAGCAGCAUUAACAAUACAGAUCCAGACAGGCGAUCUGUUUCAACAAUGAACCUUUCGAAACAUGUUGAUCCAGUCAUUAACAAGCGACUCUCCUCCUCAUCUGCAACAUUACUAAAUUCUCCAGACAGAGCUCGACGCCUGCAGCUAAGUCCAUGGGAGAGCAGCGUUGUUAGCAGACUACUGACACCAACACAUUCAUUCUUGGCCAGAAGUAAAAGUGCAGCCACCUUGUCAGGAGAUGCAGCAUCUUGCAGCCCCAUCAGCCCUCUCUCCUUCAAGGCCGUAAGCUGUCGGAAUCCAGCAGACAGAGCAAAACUCUUUGGCACGACACCUGAUGUUAGACGUAGGAGGACUACACAUUCAGCAGGGAUGAGCAGAAAAGAAAAGGAAAAGGUCCUUUCAUUGUCUAACCCACCUGGCAAAAAAAGAUCACGUUCACCUGCUACCUUCAGAAGCAAAUCAGCUGCUUGGCAUGCCUCUAGGUCUUUACCUUUCUUGCCUGGAACACCCAAAAAGGUGAUUUCAGCACAUGGAUCAUCCAGAAUCUCUUCCGCUCAACAACGCCCUCCUUCCCCUGGCAACAUCCGACCCACCAAAAAUGACCGCAAAGUGGAAAAUGUGAAAAAAGAAAUACAGCGGGAGUCUGAGAAGACCACUGAAGAAAAGACAGACCAUGCGAAAGCAACCUUCAGUCCCACAGUGGUUACAAACCAAGAAGCACUCCCUUGUAAAACAGAGACCACACAAAUUGCUGCUCCAGUUCUGCCCUCUGCUCCUUCAGUUGCUUCACCACCUCCUACCUGUAGCAAGCCUUCUGCGGGGACAACAGACCCAGAAGAAGCAACCAGGUUGCUUAGCGAAAAAAGAAGGCUGGCCCGGGAACAACGAGAGCGGGAAGAGCAAGAAAGAAGAGAGAGGGAAGAGACUGAAAGGCAAAAGAAGGAGGAACUGGCCCAGAGGAUAGCAGAAGAAAGAGCUCGCCGAGAGGAGGAGGCUCAGAAACAGGAAGCAGAGAGGAAGCAGAAAGAGGCAGAACAUAAGCAGGAAGAAGAGGAGCAGUUGUGCCGCCUGGCGGAAGAAAGAGAAAAGAAAGAACGAGAGGAAAUGGAACACCUUCAGAAGCAGAAGGAAGAAGAAGCUCGGUUACGAGAAGAGCAGAUUCGGUUAGAGCGUGAAAAGCAUUUCCAGAGAGAAGAACAAGAGCGCUUGGAAAGGAAGAAGCGUCUUGAGGAAAUUAUGAAAAGAACUAGGAGAACAGAAGCUGCAGAGAAGAAAUCAAAUGAGCAGCAAAAUGGGGAGAUAGCAAAGGAAACAGCUGUGAGCACUCCAAUAAGCCCUGCGAUGGGUUCUCAGGUUCAGUGUGUGCCAGAAUCUCCGCGCAAUGGGGAAUUGCUCACCCAUACCCAUGUGCUAAUUUCUCAUCAGCCCACAGUCAACCUUGACAGUAAUCUCAACCCAGGAAAACAUCCAAAUGAAAAUGGAGUGUCUAUGCAGAAUGAUAAUUUUGAGGAGGUCAUCAGCUUACCCAUGGGAACGAAACCAUCCAGGCUGGAUGCUAUGAACAAUGAUGAUAAAAAUAGCCCUGACAUUUCUUUGACUCCCAUUUUGGCCUUUGAAGAGAAGGGGACCCUAGGGCCAUUGCCUCAGGUAGAUAACGUUCAAACACAUCAAACAGCAGGUAGGUUUGUUUAAAAUCUCUUGUUGAUUUUCUAACGGGCAUGAAGUGUGGCAUCCAAGAUGUUUCUAGCAAGUGUCUGGAUUCAAUUUUUUAUUAAGUGCAAGUUCAGGACAUGGAACAAAUUGUAUAACCUCUGCAUUAAAAACGUUUGUCAUGUUGCAGCCCAGUUGGAAAGAUAGAAAUAACUAGGAACCUGCUGGUUCGAUUCACUGGGCCAAUCUAGGAUUUGAAUGAAUUAUUCACCGCAAAUAGGAAGAGCAUAUACCUCAUCCUUUCUUCACCCAAAUGUGUGAUCUUUAAGAAACCGGCUGUUUUGAUAUAAGGGUGAGGCAAGAUGACAAGAUGCAAAGGGCAGGGUUCUUAUAACUUUAGCAGAGGUACAGGAAUAGGAACGUCAACCAGUGCAGCUCUUUUUACCCCUUCAUGACAAGAAGCACCUGUAAGCAAUUCUAUUCUCUUUUGCAUCUGGUCACCACACAAAGCAACUAAGUCCUCGGUUAACAUUUUCUGUCUAUGACUUGGAACUUGAGCUUCUCUUCCAUGAAUGGGAGGGCUCCCUCCAUUAAUUGAAGGAACUCUGACCCAAUGGAGGCUCUGCUAAUGACCCACUGAUUUCCCCCUUCAGCCUCCCACCCUGAUCUCUCCCACACUGUUCCAGAAAGUCCCUCAACAAUAUCAAACAUAUUUGCAGGUGGCACAGGGUGGGUAGAAGGGAGAAUCGGUGAAAAUCACCUCUUCUCUCUCCUUCUGCCCACAGAAGUAACCAGCGUGUUUUUUUAUUAUUAAUAAAAGUACUCUUUUUUGCUGUUUGUUCCCUAUAAAGAUCUUUUUCUCUCUGCUAAUUUGCUCUUUAUUGGCUUUUCUUCUAGAAGUUGUCUGACCUCUGCUUACAAAUUACCAAAGGUGGCAUAAAAGUCUCUGCAGCCAGUUGAGUUCCUUCCAUGCUAUGAAGGAGUGUGGUAGUUUUUGCACUCUCGAGUUUUCUAAAGAUUUCUUGGACACUGUUUUUGGGUUUUUUUAAAAAGCCAUAGUAAAACCAGCAGAAGAAUUUAUUGGGAAUAGACUUGGAUUACCUUUCUAUCAAAUAGAUCUCACCACUAGGAAAAAUCAUGUUUCAUGUGCAUAAAUUGCUUAUAUCCAGCAAGUUCCUGUUAUAGCAUAACAGAUAUUUUCUGCAUUCUUGAAGACAAAAGCUUCACUGGAUUCUAACAAUAACGGGCUGAUUGGGGUAAUGGACUUGUUUUCUGUUGUUUUUGAAGAUGGGUAUCUGGUUUUAAAAGGUAUGUAAAAUCAGCAAAGUAUCUUUUACAUUUUACGGAUUGAAUACUUGAAAAGUAAAUGCCUCACUGCUCUACAAGUAGGGCUGCUGGGGUGUUUUUUAUUUAAGCCUUUUGGUUUAAAUAUUAUUGCAGAGAACUCUUAAUUAUGGGGGCAACAUAGAGGCUUCUGUAUCAGGUUCUUGUAAAUGUAACUCCUACAUGGACAUUCUGUAUAUUUAGGCAUCACUACCGUCUUCUUGCAUUUUCUUCUAAAACAAAUAAAAUAACAUAGCAGGUUUUAAAAUGUGAAAAAUCGAAAGCAUUAUUUUUUCAUGGAUGAAAUGGAAAACCUGUUGUUAUCCUAGAUAAUGUAUUUAUUAAUUUUGUUCUGUACAAAAUAAAUCAUAGAAAAUGUGCUUAAAAA